Messenger RNA from Vanderwaltozyma polyspora DSM 70294, 1866 nucleotides. RefSeq names its product NAPDH-dependent diflavin reductase (gene TAH18). The record is from RefSeq and is a predicted model, not a curated record. Gene Ontology annotation, molecular function: FMN binding; NADPH-hemoprotein reductase activity; flavin adenine dinucleotide binding. Gene Ontology annotation, cellular component: cytosol. The coding region runs from base 1 to 1866 and encodes 621 amino acids. The transcript has a single exon. Lineage: Eukaryota; Fungi; Ascomycota; Saccharomycetes; Saccharomycetales; Saccharomycetaceae.
AUGUCAUCGAAAAAAAUUGUUAUUUUAUAUGGUUCUGAGACUGGAAAUGCUUGUGAUUACGCAUAUAUAUUAUCUCAAAAGUUGAAUAGACUACAUUUUAAACAUACUAUUUGUCCUUUAGGCGAUUUUAUACCAUCCGAUGUGCUUGAAUGUCGUUAUAUGUUCAUAAUUUGUUCAACUUCAGGACAAGGUGAACUUCCAGUGAAUGCCCGCAAAUCCUCAUCUGCAACUGAACAGCAAUCAUUAUGGUCAUUUUUGAAACAAAAAUCUUUGCCACAUGAUCUUUUGAAUCAUUUAAAGGUUUCAUUUUUGGGUUUGGGUGACUCGUCGUACCCACAUUUUAAUUAUGCUGUAAGGAAACUACACGAAAGGUUUGUAAACCAAUUGGGAGCCAUCGAGCUUUUCGAUAGAUUAGAAGCAGAUGAAAUAUCUAUGGCAGGAAGUAAUAAAGGAACAGGUUCAGGUGUCGAAAGUGUAUAUUUCGAGUUUGAAAGAAGAAUUCUUAAAUUGUUGUCUGAAAAAUUCCCUACCAGAUUAGUUAAUGGUGAACGAAUAAAGAGAAUUGCCAUUGACGAUGAAAUAUAUAUGGAACCAAGCAGUUAUUUAAUGCUAGAUGAUGAAUUGGACAUGGAAACAUCUUCUACCAAACCAGUAAAGUUUAAGGGUGAUUCUUCAGUUAAGUAUGGAGAAGUUUCCAAAAAUUUAAGGAUUACUAAUAAUGAACAUUUCCAAGAUGUUAGACAAUUUACGAUUAAAAUGAAAGACAAUGAAAAUUAUAAUCCUGGUGAUACAAUUGCACUAUAUCCCUGUAAUACAGAUGAGGAUGUUGAGAAAAUAUUAAAGGUUCAGCCGGAGUGGCUAAAGGUUGCCGAUAAACCAUUAAAGUUUUCAAAUGGUGUUCAAAAUAAUUUAUUAGAAGGAGGUGUUAUCGUACCUUUAACUCUCCGUAACCUAUUGAAUUACCAAUGUGAUAUUAUGAGUGUACCAAGAGUAAGUUUUUUUAUGAAAGUAUGGCCAUUUGCUGUGGAUAAAAGUAGAUUAGAGAAAGGACAGGACCAACUAGAUCAGCAAAGAGAAAAAUUACACCAGUUUGCUGUCGAUGAGGAUAUGCAAGAUCUAUUUGAUUAUUGUAAUAGGCCUAGAAGAUCUAUUUUGGAAGUUGUAGAAGAUUUCUUGUCAUUAAAUUUACCCUGGAAAUAUAUUUUAGAUUAUAUGCCAAUAAUCAAACCGAGACUUUUUUCUAUUUCCAGUGGUGAUUCUGAUCCAAGCAUUGAUUUGACAAUCGCAAUUGUUAAAUAUAAAACAAUUCUUCGAAAGAUUAGAAAGGGUGUAUGUACAAAUUUUGUCGCUAAUUUGAAAAUAGGUGAUGAAUUACGCUACAAAAUCCAUAGAAACAAUCUAUUAGAUAAAGUGAACUGCAAAUCUCCAUUUAUUUUAAUUAGCCCGGGUGUUGGUAUAGCUCCAAUGAUGUCAUUGAUCAAAUCAAAUAUUUCUGGGAAUAUUCAUUUAUUCUUUGGUAAUCGUUUCAAAGAUAGCGAUUAUCUUUAUCAAGAAACCUUGGAGGAAUGGGAAAAAUCGGGAAAGAUUAACUUAUACACUGCAUUCUCUAGAGAUAGAGUGAAUUCCCCUGAUGUGAAAUAUGUUCAAGACGUUUUAUGGAAGAAAGGGCAAGAGUUGACAGAAAUAAUUAUCAAUGAAAAUGCCAACAUAUAUUUAUGUGGCUCUUCAGGUAAAAUGCCAAUUCAAGUUAGACUAACAAUUGUUGAAAUGCUUAAGAAAUGGGGUAGCUUUGCUGACGAUAAAGAAGCUGAAGCAUACUUGAAAAAAAUGGAAGCAGAUCACAGGUACUUGCAAGAGACUUGGUAA